Messenger RNA from Zonotrichia albicollis (white-throated sparrow), 330 nucleotides. NCBI's taxonomy places the organism in Eukaryota, Metazoa, Chordata, Aves, Passeriformes, Passerellidae. The record is from RefSeq and is a predicted model, not a curated record.
CCAUGACUGUGCUGCACCUGGCCAAGUUCCUGCGCAACAAGAUGGACGUGCCCAGCAAGUACCGGGUGGAGGUGCUGUAUGAGGAUGAGCCCCUGAAGGAAUAUUACACCCUGAUGGACAUCGCCUAUAUCUACCCCUGGAGGAGGGGAAUGGGGGGUGGCAGUGCCAGUGUCUCCACGGUGUCCCCGCGCACUGCCAGUCGUACCCCGUGUCCCCAGAGUGGUCCCCUGGCACUCAAGUACCGCGUCCAGCCCUCCUGCAAGCGGCUCAAGCUGUGCCCGGCGCUGCCAUCCGAGGGCACCAACACUAGCGGCACCUCCGAGUGCGAGU